This is a messenger RNA of Nannospalax galili (Upper Galilee mountains blind mole rat), 1186 nucleotides long. RefSeq names its product transmembrane protein 219 (gene Tmem219). The record is from RefSeq and is a predicted model, not a curated record. NCBI's taxonomy places the organism in Eukaryota, Metazoa, Chordata, Mammalia, Rodentia, Spalacidae. Bases 115 to 1053 code for a protein of 312 amino acids. The transcript has 6 exons.
GCCACGCGUGACGUCGCGGGGGGCGCCGGUCUCCACCCGGCUGCCACCGAAUGCAGUGCUCUGUUUCUGCUUUGGUUAUAUCAGAAACGAAAUGCAGCAAGCAUUUAUUAAGUGAUGGAGGAAGAUGAACUUCUGGAGAACAGAGUUUUGCAUGUCCAUCCUGACUCUGCUGCUGACUGUGCGGCCCUGAACAAGUCCCUUGCCUUCUCGAGUUUUAGCUUCCCUUUGCAUAAGAUGGGUGAGUGCCUUCUGACCAGCAGGCUCUUGUCCAGUUUUUCCUCACUGUCCCCCAGCAGGCUCUCCGCUGAGGCCCGGACCCCGCUGCUCUCCAUGGGCAGCUGCCAGGCAGGUCACAACCUGCAUCUCUGCCUGGCUCACCACCCACCUUUGGUCUGUGCCACUUUGAUCCUGCUGCUCCUUGGCCUCUCGGGCCUAGGCCUUGGUGGCUUCCUCCUCACCCACAGGACUGGCCUUCGCAGCCCUGACAUCCCCCAGGACUGGGUUUCCUUUUUGCGGUCUUUUGGCCAGCUGACCCUGUGCCCCAUGAAUGGGACAGUCACAGGGAAGCGGCCAGGGUCUCACGUCGUGGGCUUACUGACUACCUUAAACUUCGGAGAUGGUCCUGACAGGAACAAAUCCCAAACAUUCCAAGCCAGGAUCCCUGGUAAUCAGAUGGGAUUAAAAGGGUCUUUUUCGGGAGAGCCGAUCCUUAUAACAGCUAGAGUGACCGCAGAAAGGACUCCAGGAAUCUGUCUGUAUUUUAGUGCUGGUCCAGAAAUCCUCCCCUCCAGUCAGCCACCUAUAUCUUGUUCAGAGGAGGGAGCUGGAAAUGCCACCCUGAGCCCCAAGAUAGACGAGGAGUGUGUCAGGUUCUGGAGCAACGAAGGCCUUGUGCUCACCAAGCUUCUCACCUCGGAGGAGCUGGCCUUGUGUGGCUCCAGACUGCUGGUCUUGGGCACUUUCUUGCUUCUCUUCUGUGGUCUUCUUUGCUGUGUCACUGCUGUGUGUUUCCACCCGCGUCGGGACUUCCACUGGUCUAGACCCUGGCUCUGAAGGCACUGGCCUACUGCCCACCCUUUCUCAGGUGUAAAUCAAAUUCUUGGACCUUGCUCCCAAGGUUGGAAGACAUUACAAAAAAAUGAAGAACUGGAAUAUGGGGGAAAUAAAAAGCUUUUGCCCACUAUUA